Aethina tumida (small hive beetle) is the source of this 3648-nucleotide messenger RNA. RefSeq names its product UDP-N-acetylglucosamine--peptide N-acetylglucosaminyltransferase 110 kDa subunit (gene sxc). Gene Ontology annotation, biological process: protein O-linked glycosylation. The transcript is spliced from 8 exons. The record is from RefSeq and is a predicted model, not a curated record. NCBI's taxonomy places the organism in Eukaryota, Metazoa, Arthropoda, Insecta, Coleoptera, Nitidulidae. Gene Ontology annotation, molecular function: protein binding; protein N-acetylglucosaminyltransferase activity. The coding region runs from base 36 to 3374 and encodes 1112 amino acids.
AUCUAUCUGAUUAACCAGUGAUCCCAAUUCUCUCUAUGCAUACGGUCACAUGCUGUCAUACGACUGCACGGAAAGUCAACUUGGCAACGCGGUUCGCGAAAACAGCGCCUAGUGAUUAUUCUCCGUCCUGCUUCCGCGCAUCUUAUCGUCCGCGUGACGUCACAGUGAGGGGGGUCUUUAAAGCAGCGACGGCUCAGCACGGAGCCGUGGAUGAUCAGAGCCAAAUCAACAUUAACCAAGCGGGACUGACCCUGUCGCAGAGUCCGGGGACUCAAAUCAUCAUCAAAAUGAACGAUGCCAUUACACCAGUGUCUUCCGUUGGCCUGCUGGAACUGGCCCAUCGCGAGUACCAAGCGGCCGACUACGAAAAUGCUGAACGCCACUGCAUGCAGCUAUGGAGACAAGACCCAACAAACACGGGAGUGCUCCUGUUGCUCUCCAGCAUCCACUUCCAGUGUAGACGUUUAGACAAGUCGGCGCAUUUCAGCACGCUGGCCAUCAAACAGAACCAUCUGCUCGCGGAAGCCUACAGCAAUUUGGGCAACGUGUACAAGGAAAGAGGACAAUUGUCUGAUGCCCUCGACAAUUACAGGCAUGCGGUUAGAUUGAAGCCGGACUUUAUCGAUGGAUACAUUAAUCUGGCCGCUGCUCUCGUUGCAGCUGGCGACAUGGAACAAGCUGUACAGGCUUACAUUACAGCGUUACAAUAUAACCCAGAUCUCUACUGUGUUCGUAGCGAUUUGGGUAAUCUGCUUAAAGCACUAAAUCGUUUAGACGAGGCCAAGGCAUGUUACCUGAAGGCGAUAGAGACCAGGCCCGAUUUCGCCGUGGCCUGGAGCAACCUGGGCUGCGUGUUCAACGCGCAGGGCGAGAUCUGGCUGGCGAUCCAUCACUUCGAGAAGGCAGUCGGAUUGGAUCAGAAUUUCCUCGAUGCGUUCAUCAAUCUCGGCAACGUGUUGAAGGAGGCGAGGAUCUUCGAUCGGGCGGUAGCGGCAUAUCUACGUGCCUUGAACCUGUCGCCCAACAAUGCGGUCGUGCACGGAAACCUUGCCUGCGUCUACUAUGAACAGGGCCUUAUCGAUCUGGCCAUCGACACGUACCGGCGUGCCAUCGAGCUGCAGCCAAACUUCCCCGACGCCUACUGCAACCUGGCGAACGCCCUCAAGGAGAAGGGCCAGGUGUCGGAAGCGGAGGAAUGUUACAACACCGCCCUGAGGCUCUGUCCCUCACAUGCUGACUCCCUGAACAACUUGGCCAACAUCAAACGUGAGCAGGGCUACAUUGAAGAGGCAACACGAUUGUACCUCAAGGCUUUGGAGGUGUUCCCGGAGUUUGCAGCCGCACACAGCAAUCUCGCUUCGGUUUUGCAACAACAGGGCAAGUUAAACGAGGCUCUGAUGCACUACAAAGAGGCGAUCCGCAUCCAGCCCACGUUCGCCGACGCCUAUUCCAACAUGGGCAACACCCUCAAAGAGAUGCAGGACGUUAACGGCGCUUUACAAUGCUAUUCAAGAGCCAUUCAAAUUAACCCGGCGUUCGCCGACGCCCACAGCAAUUUGGCCAGCAUUCACAAGGAUUCCGGAAACAUUCCAGACGCCAUUCAGUCGUACAGGACAGCUUUGAAACUAAAACCCGAUUUUCCGGACGCGUACUGUAACCUGGCGCACUGCUUGCAAAUCGUGUGCGACUGGACAGAUUACGAUACCAGAAUGAAGAAGCUAGUAAACAUCGUCGCCGAUCAGUUGGAAAAGAAUAGAUUGCCCUCAGUACACCCACAUCACUCCAUGUUGUACCCACUCUCGCACGAAUUCAGAAAGGCAAUCGCCGCCAGACACGCCAAUCUGUGUCUAGAGAAAAUCAACGUGCUCCACAAGCUCCCGUACAAAUUCUCACCCGAAUUGAAGGGCCGUUUGAGGAUCGGCUACGUAAGCAGUGAUUUCGGCAAUCACCCAACGUCACACUUGAUGCAAUCCGUUCCGGGCUUGCACGACCGUUCCAAAGUCGAAGUCUUUUGCUACGCCUUGAGUCAGGAUGACGGCACCACGUUCAGGAGCAAGAUUACUCGCGAGGCCGAGCACUUCAUCGACCUUUCGCAGAUACCGUGCAACGGCAAGGCCGCCGACAGAAUCCACAGCGACAACAUCCACAUAUUGGUCAACAUGAACGGUUAUACAAAGGGCGCGAGGAAUGAGAUAUUCGCAUUGAGGCCGGCACCAAUCCAAGUCAUGUGGUUGGGAUACCCAGGAACCAGCGGUGCCAGCUUCAUGGAUUAUUUGAUCACGGAUGCUGUUACAUCUCCGGUAGAACUGGCUCACCAGUACAGCGAGAAGUUGGCCUUCAUGCCCUACACUUACUUCGUUGGAGAUCACAAGCAAAUGUUCCCACAUUUGAAAGAGAGGUUGAUUGUCAGUGACAGAAGCGGUAACGGCGCAAACCUCGCAGACAACGUGGCUAUUAUAAACGCCACCGAUUUGUCUCCGUUGGUCGAGAACACAGACGUUAAGGAGAUUAAAGAAGUUGUCAAGGCUGCCAAACCAGUUGAGAUCAGCUUGAAGGUUGCGGAGUUGCCCACCACUACUCCCAUUGAGAAUAUGAUCGCUUCAGGCCAGGUUCAAACAUCACUGAACGGCGUUUUGGUACAGAACGGUUUGGCCACGACGCAGACCAACAACAAGGCCGCCACUGGUGAAGAAGUACCCCAAAACAUUGUUAUCACAACUAGGCAACAGUACGGAUUACCCGACGAUGCCGUAGUCUACUGCAACUUCAACCAGUUAUACAAAAUCGACCCUGUCACUUUACACAUGUGGGUCAACAUUUUGAAAGCCGUGCCGAAUUCGGUACUGUGGUUACUCCGAUUCCCCGCUGUGGGUGAGCCAAAUCUUCAGGCCACCGCUCAACAGUUGGGUCUUCCGCCAGGCAGGAUUCUGUUCAGCAACGUAGCUGCCAAAGAGGAGCACGUUCGCAGAGGACAGUUGGCUGAUGUAUGUCUCGACACGCCUCUCUGUAACGGACACACCACUAGUAUGGAUGUGUUGUGGACUGGAACGCCAGUGGUUACACUACCGGGCGAGACUUUGGCCAGCAGGGUGGCCGCUAGUCAAUUGCACACUCUUGGAUGUCCCGAGCUGAUUGCAUCAUCCAGACAAGAAUAUCAGGACAUCGCCAUCAAAUUGGGAACCGACAGAGAAUAUUUGAAGGCCAUGAGACAUAAGGUGUGGACGGCUCGAUCGACGUCGCCGUUGUUCAACUGCAAAAUAUACGCACAAGGAUUGGAGUUACUUUAUCAGAAGAUGUGGGAGAAAUUCGCCUCAGGUCAGAAACCCGACCAUAUUACGGACACGACCGUCAAGAAAUUCUCCGUCAAUCAGUAAAUAGGGCAUAUAUUAUCUAUUUUGUAUGAUUGACAGUAUUCAAAUAUUUAUACAAAAUAUUUUUAUCUCGUCCUUUUAAGUUCGUUAGAUAUAGUUUUUUACUAGUGACUUGAUAGGGUUCCAUUGGAGCUCGUCGAUUUAAUAUUGCGAUGACUUGUGAAUAUUUUAGCUUAAGGUAUGUAACUGUGCAAAGAUGAGGAUUGUGAAAUGAAUUGCUGACUUAUUUAUAAUAUAUUAUAUAUUUGUUUAAGUUAAAAAUAAACUAUUGAAUGUU